AUGGGGCAGCCAUGGUUGUGCUGCUUCCUGCUUCCAGCCCUUGUGUUGUCUGCGGCAGCCAACACGGCCCCCUCAUUCCUGUCCAACAUGACGGUAGUGACCGUGCCCGAGGACCUACCAGUGGGUGAUGUGGCCUUCUGGAUGGCAGCUGAAGACAUGGACAAGGACACGCUGACCUAUGGGAUUAGUGGCUCCUAUGCCUACUUCUUCAGUGUCACCUCAGCCACUGGGGAAGUAAAGCUAGCCAGUGCUCUGGACUAUGAGACACUCUACUGGUUCGGCAUCACCAUCACCGUGAGCGACAGCCAGAUGCAGGUGCAGAAGGAAAUGCAGGUGAUCAUGGAGGACCGAAAUGACAAUGCACCUGUUUUCCAGAACACUGGAUUCUCCUCCAGCAUCAGUGAGACCCUGCCAGUCGGCUCCCUGGUAUUCUCCGUGCUGGCUGUGGACGAAGACACAGGGUCGGGAGGCGUGGUGGUGUACUCCAUAGAGAAGGUUAUCCCCAGUACCGAGGACAGCGAGCAUCUCUUUGAGAUCCUGGCCAAUGGCUCCAUCAUUCUCAAUGGCAGCCUCAGCUACAACAACAAGAGCGCCUUCUACCAGCUGGAGCUGAAGGCCUGUGACUCAGGUGGCCUGUACCACGACAUAUUCACCGUCCAGUGCUCCCAGUCUGUCUUCCUGUCCAUCUCUGUGGUGGACCAGCCGGACCUGGAUCCCCAGUUUGUCAGGGAGUUUUACUCAGCCUCUGUGGCUGAGGAUGCAGCCCAGGGGACCUCAGUCCUGAAGGUGCAGGCCAUGGACAGUGACAAAGGCAUCAAUGACCCUGUGACUUACAGCAUCUCCAACUCCACGAGGCCUGGCUGGUUUGACAUCGGGUCAGAUGGGGUCAUCAGGGUCAAUGGUUCCCUGGACCGUGAGCAGCUGCUGGAGGAGGAGGAGGAGGUGCAGUUGGAGGUCACGGCCACUGAGACAAACCUCAACAUCUAUGGGCAGGAGGCCAAAGUGAGCAUAUGGAUCACACUGAGGGUGACAGAUGUCAAUGACCACAAACCUGAGUUUUACAACUGCAGCCUCCUGGCCUGCACCUUCACCCCCCAAGAGGCUCAAGUCAACUUCACGGGCUACGUGGAUGAGCACGCCUCCGCCCGCAUCCCUGCUGACGACCUCACCGUAGUGGUGUACGACCCCGACAAGGGCAGCAACGGCACCUUCUUCCUGUCCCUGGGGGGCCCUAAUGCAGAAAACUUCAGCGUUUCCCCUGAGAGGGCAGCGGGCUCAGUGGAUGUGCAGGUGCUGGUGAGGGCGUCGGCGCUCGUGGACUAUGAGGUUCAGCCGGUGAUGCUGGUGCAGGUCGUGGCCACAGACUCAGUCAGCCAGUACUCCUCCAUUGCCACAGUGACUAUCCACCUUAGAGACGUCAAUGACCACAGGCCCACAUUCCCCCAGGCCUUGUAUGUCCUCAGUGUGUUGGAACACAGUGCUACCGGCUCUGUGGUCACCCACAGCAUCCAAGCCACAGACCCAGACACGGGUGAGUGGGGCUGCAUCACCUACAGCCUGCUCCCAGGAGUUGGGGCAAACCUCUUUGAGGUCGAUCCAGUCUCAGGGACAGUGACGGUGAAAAAUGGGGAGCUGCUGGAUCGGGAGACGCAGGCUGAGUACAGCCUGAUGCUGCAGGCCACAGACGGUGGGGGCCUGUCGACCACCACCACGCUGCAGAUCCACCUGCUAGACGUCAACGACAAUGCACCCGUGGUCAGCGGCUCCUACAACAUGUUUGUUGAGGAGGAGAAGGACAAUGUCUCUGUGACCAUUCAGGCUUAUGACAGUGACGAGCCAGGCACCAACAACAGCCAUCUGUUCUUCAGCCUGCAGCCUGGCCCCUACAACCAUAACUUCUCAGUGGACCCCAACAUAGGGCUCCUCAGAAACCUGAGACCCCUAGACCGAGAGGCCAUCGAGCCUGCCCUGGGGGGCCGCAUUGUGCUGACCGUGCUCGUGGCUGACUAUGGUGUGCCUGUCCUUAGCACUGAAGUCAAUGUCACCAUCAAUGUGGAGGACAUCAACGAUAACCUGCCCGUCUUCAACCAGUCCAGCUACAACUUCCAGGUGAAGGAGAGGGAUCCAGGAAUGCUGGUGGGUGUGGUGGUGGCCCAGGAUGCAGACCAGACAGAAGCCAACAACCGCAUCAGCUUUAUCCUGUCAGGAAGUGGUGCCAACAACUUCAUCCUCCGAGGCUCAGUGCUGGGGUCUGGGCGGGCUGAAUGCCUCCUCCAGCUGCCCUCAGACGUGAGCCUGGACUAUGAGGUGCAGGCUUUCUUUGAUCUGACAGUGAGUGCUGAGAACCCAGACCCACAAGGGGGUGAGGCCACAGUAGGAGUCCACGUGGCUGUGGAGGACGUGAACGAUGAGCCACCUACCCUGGACUCAGCCUCGCUCCAGGGUGUCCAUGUGGCUGAGAAUGGCUCACAGCAAGGCCAGGUUGCUGAGGUGAUUGCCUGGGAUGUGGAUACUGAUGCCCAGCUGGAGAUACAGCUUGUGAAUGUCAUCUGUACCAAGGCUGGGGUUGAUGUGGGCAGCCUGUGCUAUGGCUGGUUCUCUGUGGUGGCCAAUGGCUCUGUGUACAUCAAUCAGAGUGAGGCCAUCGACUACGAGGCCUGUGACCUGGUCACGCUGGUCAUGAGGGCCUAUGACCUCAACACGGAUCCCAGCUUCCAUGCCUACAGUGACAAUGGAAGCCUCCCCAUUACCAUUGAGGAUGUGAAUGACAAUGCACCCUAUUUUCUCCCUGAGGAUAAGACUUUUGUGAUCAUCCCAGAAAUUGUGAUACCUGGCCAAAAGGUGGCUUCUGUCCAGGCCAGAGACAAUGACUCAGGGAACAAUGGCGCCAUCCUGUUCUCCAUCCUCCAAGUGGAUUUCAUCUCUAAGGACGGGGCCACGACCCCUUUCCAGGGCUUUUUCCGGAUCUCCACCUCCUCAGAGGCCAAAGUGUUUAUUGGCAACAUUGAGCUGGUGACCAACCUUGAUUCCACUCUACAAGGCACCUAUCAAGUGACAGUCCAGGCCCAGGACAGACCUUCCAUGGGUCCUGCCCAGGAAGCUCAAAUCACCCUGAAUCUCUUCACUGUGGACCAGAGUUACCGCGUUCGGCUGCAGUUCUCCAUGCACAAGGAGGAGGUGGGCGCAGACAUUACAGAAAUUAAAGCGGUUCUCACCCAGGCAACCAGGACUACGGUUUACGUUGUGAACAUUCAGGACAUAGAAUUCAAAGCUCAGACCCGAGCCCAAUCCUACGUCGAUGCCUACUUUGUCUUCUCCAAUGGGUCGGCCCUGACACUUAAUGACCUGAGUGUGAUGAUCCGGAAUGACCAGGAUUCCCUGACAAGGCUGCUGCAGCUGGGGCUGGUGGUGCUGGGCUCCCAGGAGAGCCAGGAGUCAGACCUGCCGAAUACACUCAUCGGCAUCAUCAUAGGAUUGGGAGCGCUUUUGCUGCUGGUCCUUGUGAUCAUGACCAUGGCCAUUGUGUGUAUGCGAAAGAGCUACCACCGGAAGCUUUGGGCUAUGAAGGCUGCCAAGGAGGCCCGGAAGACAGUGGCAGGGGUGGUGGCCUCAGCCCCCGCCAUCCCCGGGACUAACAUGUAUAACACUGAGCGGGCUAACCCCAUGCUGAACCUCUCCACUGAGGACCUGGACUUGGUAUACCUUUCCUCCUCCAGCGACAUGGACCACGCCAGCCUCAACUCCCUAGAUAACAACUGUGUGGACCUGGGCAACAAAUCUAUGGACACUGCCGACAGCAGUGGGGACUAG
Molecule: messenger RNA, 3810 nt
Organism: Cynocephalus volans (Philippine flying lemur)
Lineage: Eukaryota; Metazoa; Chordata; Mammalia; Dermoptera; Cynocephalidae
Gene: CDHR2
Product: cadherin related family member 2
Exons: 30
Coding region: 1-3810 (1269 amino acids)
Biological process (GO): homophilic cell-cell adhesion
Cellular component (GO): plasma membrane
Molecular function (GO): calcium ion binding
Source: RefSeq, a predicted model, not a curated record